This is a messenger RNA of Drosophila eugracilis, 1945 nucleotides long. RefSeq names its product delta-1-pyrroline-5-carboxylate dehydrogenase, mitochondrial (gene P5CDh2). Gene Ontology annotation, molecular function: L-glutamate gamma-semialdehyde dehydrogenase (NAD+) activity. Gene Ontology annotation, cellular component: mitochondrial matrix. The record is from RefSeq and is a predicted model, not a curated record. NCBI's taxonomy places the organism in Eukaryota, Metazoa, Arthropoda, Insecta, Diptera, Drosophilidae. The coding region runs from base 28 to 1884 and encodes 618 amino acids. The transcript has 3 exons.
GAUAAAGGAAUCUUACCUUCACGAAAUAUGAUGUCCAGGGUGGCUCAUGGCAUUGUUUCAAAUAUGCGGUCAAUACUUCCGAAGCUCGAGGCUUCAAUAAAAGGCGGCCUCUCUGUUCGAACUACUAGUAAGAAGACCGACCUAACAGAGCACUUUAUGCUAGAUGAUGAAGUGGCUAACGAGCAGCUCCGGCAGUAUGAAGAGGGUUCAAGGGACCGACUUGAACUUGAGAGCGCUUUAUUGGGCGUCCUCAAUAGGGUAGAACAUGUACCAAUUGUUAUUAAUGGCCAAGAGUUUCAAUCCAAAGAGGAACUGCAACAGGUAUUACCCUACGAUAUCCAGCAGCCCAUUGCCCACUACGGCCAUGCCCAUCGCAUCCUCAUACGAAUGGCCAUCGACAAGAGUUUGGAGGCGCAGGUGAUGUGGGAUAAAACUAAGUUAAGCGAUCGUAUUGAUAUUUGGGAGAGGGCAGCCGAUCUGAUAGCCGGUAAACACCGUUACAACAUCAUAGCGGCCACGAUGUUGGGUCAAGGAAAAACCCUGCGUCAGGCGGAGAUGGAUGUGGCCGAAUUGGUAGACUUCAUGCGCAUUAAUCCGGUGUUCCUGCGAGAACUGGCCAACUAUGAACCCUAUAAUGACAUGGUAAAUGGUGACUGUUGGAACUCCAUGCGGUUGAGGGGACUUUCAGGAUUUGUGGCAGCCAUUAGUCCAUUCAAUUUCACGGGUAUUGCCGGCAAUCUGGCCUAUACUCCCGCCCUGAUGGGCAACUCCGUGCUCUGGAAGCCCUCCGAUUCAGCCAUCCUCUCUAACUACUUUGUCUUUUUGGCCAUGCGGGAGGCAGGCGUGCCUGAUGGGGUCGUGAACUUUGUGCCUGCCGAAGAGACGACCUUUGCAUCCGUUGUAGCACAGCAUCCAAAGCUGGCUGGAAUCAACUUCACUGGCACUUCAUCCGUCCUCAAAGUGCUUUGGCAACUGGUGGCCCAGAAUAUUAACUAUUAUGAAAACUAUCCCCGUUUGGUGGGCGAGGGAGGUGGCAAGAACUUUCAUUUCGUACAUCCCUCGGCGGAUCCGAAAACAGCAGUUGCCUGUACUAUAAGAGCGGCCUUUGAGUACGCCGGUCAGAAGUGUUCCUCGUGCUCGAUGUUGUAUGUGCCGGAAUCGCUGUGGGAGGGCCAUAUAAGAGAGCCACUGCUGAGGAUCACCGAUUCUCUGCUAGUGGGACAUGCCACGUACUGUGAAUGCUUCUGUUCUGCAGUAAUCAAUCGACGGGCCUAUGAUCGCAUCUACAUGUGGCUAAGAUAUAUCGUCCAGAGUCCAAGUUGUCAGAUUUUAGCCGGAGGAACCUGCGACAAGCAGCAUGGUUACUUUGUGGAUCCCACAGUGGUACAAAUCACAGAUCUAGAUAAUAUCAUAUGUCGCGAAGAGCUGCUAGCGCCCAUUCUUGGUGUCUAUGUUUAUCCUGAUGACAAGCUCAAGGAGACAAUGGAGAAAGUGGCGAAGAUCAAUCAUGGAUUGAUAGGCUCGGUGUUUGCCACGGAUGAGAACUUCAUUGAGGAAGCCUACGAAGCUUUCAGAUUCAAUGUGGGCAAUCUCAAUGUUAAUGACAAGUCCACUGGCUCUAUGGUGGGUCAGCAGCCUUUUGGAGCGGGUCAUAUGACUGGUACCAGUGAUAAGUUGGGAAGUCCUCACUCCCUGCUGCGAUGGACAUCGCCUCAGGUCAUCAAGGAGUCUUAUAAGCCACAUAUGAAUAUCUAUUACCCAUAUAUGAAUAUAAGCGAAGAGAAGCAGGGCAUCAAGUAUAUGAGGAGAGAUCUGAAUGAGAUGGUCUCCCAGGAUGAAAGCUCCUUUGAGGACGCCAAAAAUGAGGAUAAUCGUCCAGUGUAACAUCUAAAUAGAGUUAAUUAAGAUCCAAAUUUCUGUUGUAAUAAAUUAAGUAAAAUUAAAA